Adineta ricciae is the source of this 4740-nucleotide messenger RNA. NCBI's taxonomy places the organism in Eukaryota, Metazoa, Rotifera, Eurotatoria, Adinetida, Adinetidae. The record is from the annotation of a GenBank genome assembly.
AUGGCUGCACUCAAACCUCUCCUUGAUGCCGAAUGUGGCACAACAAACCCGUUGAUUAAAUUAAGCCAAUUCUAUACACGUGAUAAUACACUUGUUACCCAAGAUGGUCUCAUUAAGCCAGCAACAAAUAAUUUUACUAGUGCGAAUCUAACUGGCGGUAGUAAUGCAACAAUUGAUGAACUUGUUAACGAAUAUCAUCGGCCGAUUGCUGCACCAAAUACGUUUCAUCUUGAAGGCCUUUUAACCGGUUUACGUUUAGCUGAUGAUGCUCUCGAUAAUACGAAUAAACAUGAAUAUGAAUGGACAACACAAUUUCUUGAUUCAUUUACUAAUGACUUUUCAUCUCAUGCAACUAAUGUACCAAAAAUUAAUAAUAAUUUUUCAUCAUCAGUUAUUCAUCCACCACCGAAUCAACAUAUGCAAGCACCGCCACAAAUUAUGAAUGAUUUUCAUCUUCAGCAGCAACAACAACAACAUUCACAAUGGAUGCCAUGGAAUGAACAAACUUAUAUACCUCCAUCGGCAUCCUUUCCAUUGAAUUCGAAUCCUAUUUUUCUUGAUCAACAACCAUCUGCAAUUGAUGCUGGAUUUGACAAUGAUACUGUCAAAGCUGCACAAAACAUUCUCUCGUUACUACAAGAAACGCAAUUUGCAGCCGAUACAGAAUUUAAAAGUUUCGUUGAACAUGUAGCUGGCGGUAAUGGAGAAAAAUCCACCGUCGAUGCCAAGAAGCAAGAGGCUACACGCGACGCGAAAGAUGCAACAGUAGACAAAUGGAUUAAUGAGUUCUCUAAUGAACUAUCGAAUGAAAAUCAGUGGCAACCAGACUGGACAGCCGAUCCUGUCAGUCUAUCCUCGCUAGAUGAUCCAAUUCCACGUUCACAAUCUUGGCUUCGUCAUUUGAUGGAUAAUGGCGAUAACUAUUCAGAAUAUAAAUUUGCAAAAACUAAUCCAUUUCUCGAUCAUUCAAAUCCUUUCGAAGAAGGUCUUAAACGUUUACAAGCUCAUGAUAUCGUCAAUGCUGUUCUAUUAUUUGAAGCUGCCGUCCAAAAGCAAGCCGACCAUGUUGAUGCAUGGCUGUAUCUCGGCAUAACUCAAAGUGAAAAUGAACAGGAUGGACCUGCUAUAUGCGCAUUAAAAAAAUGUGUAGAACUCGAUCCAAAAAAUUUACAAGCAUAUUUAACAUUAGCGUCAUGCUACGCUAAUGAAUUGUUGACAAAUGAAGCGUUAGAUUCUUUACGAAAAUGGUUAGAAAACAAUGAUAAAUAUUCUCAUCUUUUGUCAAAUCGUCGACCACAAGCAGCAGUGGAGGAACCCAGGUUGCUCGAUGAAUUGGCAUUCGAAGAAUUGCAAGAGCUUUUUUUACAAGCAGUUUCAUUAUCAAGUAGUCCAAGUGAUAUUGAUUCUGAUCUUCAAGUAUGUCUCGGUGUAUUGUUUCAUUUACCUGGCGAUUAUGAUAAAGCAGCUGAAUGUUUCAAUACGGCCGUUCUCGCUAAACCCAAUGAUGCUCUAUUAUGGAAUAAGUUGGGUGCAGCAUUAGCAAAUGGUGGUCAAAGUGAAAAAGCAGUUGAUGCCUAUUAUCAUGCAUUAACAUUGUCACCCGGUUUUGUGCGCGCUNAUGAAAAUAUGAUUACGUAUUUCUCAUACAAAAUGGCAUUACGUACACCGACAGGUAGUUUCCAACGUCCAACUCCGAUGAAUAAGCAACAGACAACAGCGAACAUUUCACCUUUAAAACCUCGCAAAGAUCACGAAGCGACAUCAACACCAUUCUUCUUGAAACGACCGUCGAUCUCAUCCGAAUUAGCAUCACGAUUGAUCCCUAUUGAUGUUGACAUACACACGAAGAAGAAUAUGGAUGAGCAUUACACCAGUCAUUACGAUAUUCCUGGACUUGUUUUACGACGAGGGCAGCCAUUCUCAUUUACGGUAACAUUCAAUCGAGAUUUCGAAGCGGAACAAUAUCAAGUCUAUGUUCGUUUGGCUAUAGGUGCUCGGUCGAUGAUAUCGAAACGAACACAAAUCAGACUUUUGGCAGAUGGACCACCGAACGGUAAUGGCUGGUCGGCGAAGAAGAUUCCCACCGAUGGUGAAGAAGAUAAAAAGAAAAAUAACCGUAUAUCACUUCAAGUUGAAUCACCUUCCGAUGCUAUUAUUGGAAAAUAUACGUUAUUACUUGAAGUUCGCCCAUUACAAAAAGAGGAACAGGGACCCAUUGAUAAACAAGAUUUACAAUUGUUCAUCUUUGAAGUGGACAUCUAUUUUCUUUUUAAUCCGUGGAACAAAGAAGAUGCUUGUGCACUGUCGUCACCUGAGCAAAUAGCUGAAUAUGUUCUGAAUGAACAUGGCCAGAUCUUUCUCGGUUCAUCCGAUAAAUAUCAGCCCACUCCGUGGUACUUCGGUCAAUUCGAACGAUCGGCUUUACAUACAGCAUUGACGUUGCUUGACAACGCACAAUUACCACCGCAAAAUCGUGUCGACCCAUCGAUUAUUCUUCGUAUUCUAGCAUCGAAAAUUUGUUCGAAUCCAGGAGCUAAUAAUGGUAUAUUUUCAUCGGCGUUUAAUGUUCGACCUGUCACGCCGGAGAAAAAUGGGUUAACAAGCAGUACAGCAAUAUUAAAACAUUAUCUUGGUGCACAUUGUCGAUCAGUACAUGGUGGAAGCGGAACAAACUGGCAACAUGCAGCUAUACUUUGUACUUUGAGUCGAGCGUUAGGUAUUCCGUGUCGUGUUGUCACGGUUUAUAACUCAGCGUGUCGCACGGAUGGCACAGCAAACAAUGAUGUACAUUGGGAUACAAAACAGCGGCCUUUGCAAAAACUGAAUGCAGAUACUAUUUGUUCUGCUCGCGUUUGGAAUGAGUGUUGGAUGCGUCGAUCGGAUUUACCGAAUAAUGAACAAGAUUGGCAAAUUGUUGAUUCGACACCAGUACCUAUGUGUGAUGGAAUACGUCGGACGGGUCCAUGCCCGGUUUCAACUGUGAAAAAAGGUGAAUUAGGUUAUCGAUGGGAUUCACCAUAUAUCUUUUCAUCAGUUAACGGACAUAAAUCACAUUGGGUUGUCUAUCCAGAUGGAUAUAUGGAACUAUCAGAUGUCGAAGAAAAUCCCAUUGGCACAAAAGUGAUUACUCGUUCAUUGACUAAUGAAUUUGAACCUGAAGACAUAACUGAUCGUUAUAAAAAUCCAGCUGAACCACCUGAAGAGAGGGAUACUCUAAACAAUCGAUUAAGAAACGAUGUCAAUUAUGAGAUUCUUCUAUCUGAAGAAAAUCGAUUCGGAGAAGUUGUUAAAUUAGAUAUAAAUGUGCAUAACAAAUCAAAUGAAUCACGUACAAUUGCAACAGCACUGACCAUAUGUAUUGCAAGUGGUGCUGGUCCAAAAUCAGGUACUUGCAUUGAUCAACCGAUCCAAACAAUAGUCCUUGAACCAGGCAAAGAUAAACUUGUUCAGUUUAAACUUCUUCCACAACAAUAUAUGAAAUACGGCCCGCAAGAUAAUAUUGUUAUAAAAUAUUUUAUUUACUCGAAAAUUAAAGAAACUGGUCAAAUAUUUACACGGGAUAAUAAUGUUAUUUUCAUAAAAGACGACGUUAUUAAACCAACGAUCAAUGAAGAUGUGGUUGAAAUUGGCAAACCAGUCUUGAUGAAGAUCUAUGUUACUAAUACACUUUCACGUCCAUUGAAUAACGGACGUGUUUAUAUUGAUGGUUUAGGUCUCAAUCAAGUUAUGCGUGUCAAUCGAUCAUUUGCACCUAAAGAAUCGACGGUUUUACGAGUUCGACUUCAUCCGACACGUGUCGGAGUCAGUCGUUUCUACGUGACAUUCAUUGCUGAUUGUCUUUGUUCGUCGACACAAUCGGUUCCUAUCGAAAUAACUCGUGAUCCAGUCAAAAAAGCAGAAGAAACGCGCAAGAAAUCAAUUGAAUCACUGCUGAAAUCGGAUACAGCGACAGAAAAAUCAGAUCAAACACAGGAUAAAACAGAAGAAACCUCAGACAAGCCUACUCUAUCACAAGAAAAAAUUGAUGAGGCAACAGAACAACUUGAAGAGGUAUCGAAAGAACGAAGUGAAUCAUCUGAUAAAACUACUGAAGCAACUACCGAGCAAUCGACAGAAUCUACGAGAAAAUCUACUCAAACAACGGAACAAGAAAAUGGUCUAUCUCAGAAAACAGAUGAACCAUCUAAAGUAACUGAAGAACCCUCGAAGAACGAAGAAAAGCCACAUGAACAAAAUGUAGAAGAGUCACCGAAAGAUGCUGAAAAACCAGAGGAGCCACCUAAAGAAGUCAACAAAUCAGAAGAGCCAUCCAAAGAAAUUGAAGAAUCAUCACAACUAGCUAACACACCUGUAAAAUCAGAGGAACCAUCCGCGAAGCAAGAUAAAUCAUCUGAGAAACCUGAAGUACCAGCAAAGGAUGAUCAAAAAUCUGAAAAAGAAGACACUCCAGCUCUCUCCGAAAGCACGGAUAAUCAAGACACAUCGCGAGAUCAAGACGAUCAAAAAACAAAUGAUACAGCACCGAUGUCCACAUCUAUGGAUGACGCAAGUCUCAUGAAUCAUCCAACCGAAGGUCCAACGCAAACAAGAACAGAGCCUACACCAACUGAAACCGAACAUAAGGACGAUAAAAUAGAGGAAAUACCAACACGUCCUCAUAUCGAUAAAGAUCGAGUAUCGGUUGAUAGUCUGGAUAUAUCCAAUGAUCGUCGACCGGCAGACAAUGCCGACAAUCAAUAA